Recurvomyces mirabilis is the source of this 1113-nucleotide messenger RNA. RefSeq names its product UDP-glucose-4-epimerase (gene GAL10). Bases 1 to 1113 code for a protein of 370 amino acids. Gene Ontology annotation, biological process: beta-D-galactose catabolic process via UDP-galactose, Leloir pathway. Gene Ontology annotation, cellular component: cytosol. The record is from RefSeq and is a predicted model, not a curated record. Gene Ontology annotation, molecular function: UDP-glucose 4-epimerase activity. NCBI's taxonomy places the organism in Eukaryota, Fungi, Ascomycota, Dothideomycetes, Mycosphaerellales, Teratosphaeriaceae. The transcript is spliced from 4 exons.
AUGGUCGUGGGAUCUGUGCUCGUGACCGGCGGCACGGGCUACAUCGGCUCCUUCACCGCCCUCGCCCUUCUCGAAGCCGAUUACAAGGUGGUGAUCGUCGAUAAUCUCUACAAUUCCUCCCCGGAAGUCAUCAAUCGCAUCGAGCUCAUCUGCGGGAAGAAGCCAGAUUAUGUACAAUGCGAUAUCACAGAUGGAAAGAAGCUGGAUGAGGUGUUUGACAAGCACUCGGAUAUUGACAGCGUCAUCCAUUUCGCUGCUCUGAAGGCUGUCGGAGAGUCAGGAGAAAUCCCACUCGACUACUACCAUGUCAACGUGUACGGCACACUAUGCCUCCUCAAAUCCAUGAAGAAGCACAACGUCACCAACAUCGUCUUCUCCUCCUCCGCGACCGUCUACGGCGAUGCGACCCGCUUCCCCAACAUGAUCCCAAUCCCAGAGGAAUGUCCUCUCGGCCCCACCAACCCUUACGGUAACACCAAGUUUGUUGUCGAGACCAUGAUCACAGACCAUAUCAAUGCGGAAAGGGCGAACGCGAACAAGGCAAGCAAGGAUGGCAAGGAGUUCAAUGCUGCAUUACUACGCUACUUUAACCCUGCUGGUAGCCAUCCAAGCGGUGUCAUGGGUGAGGAUCCGCAGGGUGUGCCAUACAACCUCCUACCCUUACUAGCACAAGUCGCUGUAGGCAAGCGCGACAAGCUAAAGGUCUUUGGCGAUGACUACGACUCCAAAGACGGCACCGCCAUCCGCGACUACAUCCACAUCCUCGACCUCUCCCGCGGCCACGAACAAGCCCUCACCUACCUCCGCACCAAGAACCCCGGCGUGCGCGCCUGGAACCUCGGAACAGGCAAAGGCAGCACCGUCUACGACAUGAUCCACGCCUUCUCCGCCGCCGUCGGCCGCGCUUUACCGUACGAGGUCGCGCCGCGAAGGGCCGGGGACGUGCUGAAUUUGACCGCGAAUCCGUCGCGGGCGAAUAAGGAGUUGGGGUGGAAGGCGGAGCAUACGUUGGAGGAGCAGUGUGCGACUCUUUGGCGGUGGACGGAGAAUAAUCCGCAGGGGUAUCGGCAGGAGCCGCCCAAGGAGUUUGUGGAGGCUUUGAGGAAGAAGUGA